Molecule: messenger RNA, 2181 nt
Organism: Alternaria novae-zelandiae
Lineage: Eukaryota; Fungi; Ascomycota; Dothideomycetes; Pleosporales; Pleosporaceae
Exons: 2
Coding region: 1-2181 (726 amino acids)
Biological process (GO): regulation of transcription by RNA polymerase II
Cellular component (GO): chromatin
Molecular function (GO): DNA-binding transcription factor activity, RNA polymerase II-specific; RNA polymerase II cis-regulatory region sequence-specific DNA binding
Source: RefSeq, a predicted model, not a curated record
AUGGACAUCCAACAGCGAGGGCGCUCUCCCUCGGUCGGCCAGCGCAUUCAUAAGGCGCACUCUCCCUCGCCCAGCCCACAUGCGCCCUUCCAGCACCAGCACAACGUCGGCCUGGGCUUCGAUCCUGCUCAAGACCCAUCCUCGUACGCCGUCACCAGCGCGGGGCUAAACAACACGCACUUCCUCACCACGACCCAAGGCCAACCAUUUCCCCAACAGAACACCUUUGCCGACCCAGCUUUCUUCCAAGCUGCGCAGAACAUCUCGCAGCACAACACUCCGCAAUUCGGCCCCCAAGGCAGCAACAUCUCGCCCGACCCACUCGACAUCGCCAACUCCACCAACGCCGACUACGCCAACUUCUUCCAGGCCAACGACCUCGCCCAGAACCAAUCGCUGCCCUCGUAUCUUGGGAACACGCUUGACCCGCACAUGCUCGACGGCCAGUCGCAACACAACCAGUCCAUCGACCCUUCCGAUCUUAUGCACCAGAUGGCAGCCACACAGCACAACGCGCCUACCCCGCCGCACCUGCUGCCCAACAUGAACAACCACCAUUCUCCGAGCCCACAUGCUUCGCCGAACCUGAACCAAGGCCCUUUCAGAUCACCCGGCCAUUCGCGACACACGUCGUUGGAUCCCAGCGCAGCCUACGGUCAGAUCACGGAAUGGGGGCAGAUGGCGGGCGGGUUUGGCCAGCACAGGUCUAGGUCUAGGGGCAACAGCGAUGCUGCGUCCUCUGUACACGCAUCGUCGGUGCACAACUCGCCGUACCUGCACCACCAGGACAGCUUGGACAAUGAGCAGCCGUCACCCCUCAUCAAUGCACAGAACGACCCCCAGCUAUUCCAGGACCCUGUUCCAGGAUUCGACCGAUUCAACCUGAACAGCAGCAAUGCGCACAUGAGCGCGGGUAACAGCCCUCACAUCUCACCUCGUCUGCUUCCGACGAAUCAACAAGUCCUUCCGCAAUUCCAGCCCGAAACCUUUGGUCUCACUCAGAACAUGAACCCGUAUGCGCCUCCAGACAUGAAUAGCUACCCAGGUCAAGCUGAGCCGUUCCCCUCACUGAACCAGCCUGUGCCUGAGUUCGGUCAGGCCGACGCCAUGUCACCGCCGGAAAUCAAUAUUGACUUUGCACCGCCUUCACGGCAAGCAAGCUUUGAGCCACCCAAGCCCGAGCAUCAAAUAGAUGCGCUGAGCCCGCCAGACAGAUCACGCAGCCGGAACAGAACUCGCGCCAGAUCCGAUCCUUUCAGCAGUGCUAGCUCGCGCGCAUCAACACCAGGCUCGGACGUGAACCGCUCACUUUCCCCCCACGCUGCCAAGUCUCGUUCCCCUUCGCCCUCGAAUAAAUCCUCGCGUCGUUCUUCCACAUCAAGCGUACCCAAUCGCGACUACAUCUUGGAUCUUGCAGAUCCGUCGCGACCUGCGCCCGCGGAUGGCUCCAACCCAAAGCGCACACAGAAGCAUCCGGCAACCUUCCAGUGCACGCUGUGUCCGAAGCGCUUCACUCGAGCCUACAACCUCCGAUCGCAUUUGCGCACACAUACGGACGAGCGUCCGUUCGUCUGCAGUGUCUGUGGGAAAGCCUUCGCGCGCCAACACGAUCGCAAGCGACAUGAAGGCCUCCAUUCGGGCGAGAAGAAGUUUGUCUGCCGUGGCAACCUCAAGAAUGGCAACAACUGGGGCUGCGGUCGACGAUUCGCCCGUGCAGAUGCUCUUGGACGUCACUUCCGAUCCGAGGCAGGCCGCGUGUGUAUCCGUCCGCUACUCGAAGAGGAGGCGCGCGAGAAGGGUGAAUGGGACGGCCAGAACCAGCAGCUGAACAAUGGCAAUGGCAUGUUCGCACCAAUGCCAGCUCAAAACUUUGGUAGCAUGAUGCCCGGGCAAACUGGCUUUGAGUCGUUCCCUCAGGCUGGGGGCAUGCAAGCCCCACAGCCAUUCCUGCCUGCUGCCAUUCUCGCUCAGUACCCAGCACUCGCGGGCAUUCAGUGGGAUCAGCUCCCAGCUGGGCCGCCUGACGACGAUGGCGAUAUCAGCGGUCGCAGCAGUUUCGAUGCUUCUAGUGGAGGCGAGUACUUUGAAGAAGAGAGCGACUAUCAGCAGAGCGGUCAACAGCCCAUGUACGCUGGUGGAAACAACAGCGGGUGGGUUAGUGACUCGUACGACGGACGGUAA